GAGAGAGAGAGAGAGAGAGAGAGGGAGAGAGAGAGAGAGAGAAAGAGAGAGAAAGAGAGAGUGUGCUGGUGAAUGAGUCCAUGAGCUCGCGGACGGUUUAACGGAAACCUUCGUUCUCUGGAUGUUUGAAAUCACCGACUUUCCAUCGCGGGACCGUCCGGCCGAGGAGCGCGCGAGCCUGUGUUUGUGAGGUGAUGGUCAAACUUCUGCACUAAGAUGUAGAAGAGGAGGAGGAAGAGCGACAGAAAGAGAAAGAACCUUGAGUCUGAGCGACACACUGAGAAGAAGAAGAAGAGGAGAGAGAGAGCGAGAGAGAGCGCUGUUCAGACUCACCGCUCGUCCAUACCACACACACACAGCUCCCUGUGACCUCUGACCUCAGCCGUGCACCAUGUGUCACGUGAUCGUGACGUGUCGUUCGAUGCUGUGGACGCUGCUGAGCAUCGUGGCGGCGUUCGGUGAGCUCAUCGCCUUCAUGAGCACCGACUGGCUGGUGGGCUUCCCGCGGACACCGGACACCGUCUUCUCUCCGCAGGGGGCCACGGCGGCGGGCGAAGCGUACCGCCCCACACUGGGCAUCUACGGCCGCUGCAUCCGUCUGCCCCACCUGCGGCGCGGUGUCCUGUGCGGCCCGUACGCCGUGCACUUCUCUGAGAUCGCCAGCAGGUUCUGGCAGGCCACCUCCAUCUUCCUCGCCGCCGGGAUCCUGCUGCUGUGCGCCGUGGCCUUCAUCUCCGUCUUCACCAUGUGCUUCCAGAGCAUCAUGAAGAAAAGCAUCUUCAACGUGUGCGGCCUCCUGCAGGCCAUCGCUGGUCUGUUCCUGAUCCUGGGGCUGAUGCUGUAUCCCGCCGGCUGGGGUUCAGAUAAAGUGCAGGGUUACUGUGGCCCUGACGCCUCGCCCUAUCAGCUGGGCCUGUGCUCCAUGGGCUGGGCCUUCUACACAGCGCUGGGCGGCACCGUCCUCACCUUCAUCUGCGCCGUGUUCUCCGCGCAGGCCGAGAUCGCCACGUCCAGCGAUAAAGUGCAGGAGGAGAUCGAGGAGGGCAAGAGCUUGAUCUGUCUGCUGUGAGGACUGGAGGAGGACUGGAGCGCCUGUGGAUGUGACUUCCUGUGUCUGUGUCUCAUGUUAGAUGAUCUGAUGUGUGUCCGUCUGAUGUAAAUAUACCUGUAUAUACUGUAAAUAUGAUUGUGAAGGAUCGUGGGUUCCAGUCGCCCAGAAACCACUGCGCCGCGUCGCUCGAUCUCGUGUGUGAGGAGACGAUUGUGAACGCUUAUCCAGUGCCAAAAUCACACCAUCCUGAUGCCUUGAGCCGCCGAACCAGACCUGAGACCCACCGAACCAAACACCUGUCUGUCUGUGUGUGUGUGUGUGUGUGUGUGUGUGUGUGUCUGUCCCUCUGUGUGUGUGUGUGUGUGUGUGUGUGUGUGUGUGUGUGUGUGUGUGU
Messenger RNA from Carassius auratus (goldfish), 1445 nucleotides. It is a transcript of the gene lhfpl2a, whose product is annotated as LHFPL tetraspan subfamily member 2a. The record is from RefSeq and is a predicted model, not a curated record. NCBI's taxonomy places the organism in Eukaryota, Metazoa, Chordata, Actinopteri, Cypriniformes, Cyprinidae. The coding region runs from base 392 to 1069 and encodes 225 amino acids. Gene Ontology annotation, cellular component: membrane. The transcript has 3 exons.